Molecule: messenger RNA, 1310 nt
Organism: Vitrella brassicaformis
Lineage: Eukaryota; Vitrellaceae
Source: the annotation of a GenBank genome assembly
AUGUGGGCCUCAUGUCUGUUGCUGCUCUAUAUGCUCACGAAGACCGUGCUGCUGUCGCCGCCCCAGCCAUACGCUUCAUCUGACAUUCGGGCCAGAGCGAUGCACAGAGUACGAACACAACACACACAACCACACUCUCAGAUACAGUCCACUCCACCCACCCACCGAUGCGUGUGUAUGAGUCUUUUCAAUGCUGUGUGUCAGAUGGGUGUGCUGUCCACCACCGGUGCCAACGCAUGGCCGCAUUCCCACAUACACCUGCCUCAUGGCGUCACCUCGCAGUACGGCGAUCAGACGAGGGUGGACAGGAACGUCGAGCUGAUCGCACGCAUGCUCCAGCGAGACCCCCCCCCCCAACGGCUGCGCGUGUCAGAGGUCAGUUGUGUGGAUGCGGGAAAACAGCAUGACCACAACACACGCGUGGCUGCAUAUGUGUGACGAUCUAUGUGUCCGUGUCCGUGUGGCUGUCUCUCAGAUUCAGGGGUUGGUCUUCAUGCACCUGCAUGUCAUCGAGCUCCUCAACGGCUCAACGGACCGCGCGGCAGGGGAGGCGACGCUGGUGCAGGGACACGAGGUGCCGGGAGAAGGCAUCGUGAGGGCGCAGCCGACACACAAUCCAUCCAAGUAUCCCCUCAUCCCCGCCGCCCCCGCGCCCCUCAACGGCCCACCGCGACUCGGCAACGCGCCGGAUCCUGGCCGCACAGGGAAGCCCCGGAAGCCUCUGAACGCCCGGGCGGCGACGCACGAAGAGCAGAGGGGACUCACAUCGAUAGGGUAGGGAGGGGAGGGGAGGGGAGGGGAGAGACAUUGGUGAAUGUAUGGCGGCGUGGAUGUAUCCUUGAUUCGAUUCGUAGGGCCACUCAGGCUGGUGCCCGUGACGCCGCCGCCCCGCCCGGCAGAGGGUUCCUGGACACCACACAGAACAUGUACGCACGAGAGAGACCACACACAUACCUGUGUAUUCGUUCGGUGUGGUCGCUUUUCGAUUGCCUCCCGACAGAUUCAACGGCACGUUGGGCGAUGGAGCUGCUGCAGGGGUGGUGCAGCCGGGGAGCAGCGGACCGGCGGCGGCAGCAGCGGCAGCAGCCAGCCGCAGCAGCCGCAGCAGCAGCAGCGGUGAGGGCAACGGGGAGGACGUCGGCGACGGGAUUCCCCCGACCGUGGAUGACCUGCUGGCCGACAGCAGACGUGUGUGGUGGUGCGUGUGUGUGUGUGUGAUGGGCCUGAGCGAAUCACCAGUUAGCUGUGGCCACUGUGUGGGGCAGCUAGGCCGCCCCUAUAUAUAUUGCUGCCUGCAUUUUAUAUCCUUG